GUGAAGAUGGAUGAUAAUCUCUACGAUGAGUUUGGUAACUACCUCGGUGACGAUUUAGACUCAGAUGAGGAUAUUCAAGAAGAAGAGCAGCAACCACCGGCCGCUCAGACGUCCUACGCACCAUUGGAAGGUUACGAAGAUGAUGAUGAUAACGAGAACCUCGACGUUUCAAACGAACAGCGUAUCUCUACUUUGAUGCAAGUUGAUGAAGCACCACAGAACCAAGUUGUAUUGCACGAGGAUAAGCGUUAUUAUCCAUCUGCUGAGGAAACUUAUGGCCCUGACGUUGAAACACGCGUCGAAGAAGAAGACGCUCAGCACAUCAGCGAACCAAUAGUACAGCCAAUCAAGGAGAGAAAGUUCCAGAUUGAAGAGAAAGAUCUCCUAGAGACUCGUUUUGAUAGAAAUUUCUUGGUUGAUAUGAUGCACUACCCAGAAAUGGUCAGAAAUGUCGUCGUAGUUGGUCAUUUACAUCACGGAAAGACUUCCCUCAUGGAUCUUCUCACUUUCCAGACCCACAAAUUGACUUGGGAUUCGGACAAAAAGGAGAGAUACACCGAUCUUCAUGAAUUAGAGCGUUCGAGAGAAAUCUCCAUCAAAUCAACACCAAUGUCCUUCGUUUUGCAGUCAACAAUCGGUAAAUCUAUCCUAGUGAAUGCUAUUGACACACCAGGACACACAAACUUUGUAGAUGAAGUAGCAAAUGCUACCAGAUUGGCAGAUGGUGCGAUUGUCGUAGUGGACGUAGUAGAAGGCGUGAUGGCUGGUACAGAACUCGCUUUGAAGCAUGUCCUCAAGGAAGGUCUCAGACCAGUUUUAGUUUUGAACAAAAUGGAGCGUCUUUUCCUUGAAUUACGUCUCCCACCAUCAGAAGCCUACUUUAAAGUUAAGCAUACAAUUGAAGAAGUCAACAGCGUGAUAUCCACUAUUGCUCCUCAUGAGAGUUCUCGUCUUUCCCCUGAGCUUGGUAAUGUUGCCUUUGCUUCUACAGAUAUGCAUUGGUGCUUCACUCUUCAAUCAUUUGCCCAGAUGUAUGCAGACACUUUCGGUUCCUUCGAUAUCAACGCUUUUGCAGCUAGACUAUGGGGUAAUAUUUUCUUUGACGUUGAAAGAAGGAAGUUUGUCAGGAAGCCUCCACAAGGUUCACCAGUGCGAUCAUUCGUCCACUUUGUUUUGGAACCACUUUACAAAAUUUACACACAGGUUAUUGGAGAGGAUGUCAACGACUUGGCACAGACGCUUGCCGGCUUGGGUAUCUCGCUGAAACCAUCUGCAUACAAAAUGGACACUAGACCACUUCUUAAGCUCUGCUUAGAGCAGUUUUUCGGACCAUCUACAGGCCUUGUCGAUAUGUUGAUCGAGCACAUUCCAUCCGCCAAAGAUGGAAACGCAACGAAGGUAGACAGAUAUUACACAGGCCCACUCGAUUCACCCCUCGCAACCUCAAUGCUCACUUGUGAUAGCACCGCUCCAUCCGUUAUUCACGUCACAAAGCUCUACACCACUGUCGACGCAGAAGGUUUCUAUGCUUUCGGUAGGGUAAUGGCCGGUAGGGCCAGAAUAGGCGACGAAGUGAAAGUUCUUGGCGAAGGAUUUUCAGCAGAUGACGAAGAGGAUAUGGCAAUGGCGACGAUCCAAAACGUUUGGGUAUCUGAAGCGCGGUAUAAAUUCGAGUGCCCAGAGAUCCCUGCCGGAUCUUGGGUCUUGUUAGGCGGAGUCGAUGAAUCAAUAGUCAAAACAGCUACCAUAGUAUCUAACGACGUUAAAGAAGACCUCUACAUAUUCAAACCAAUUAACCACAUAUCCGAAAGUAUAUUGAAAGUAGCAGUCGAGCCAUUGAACCCACCUGAGUUACCUAGAUUAUUGGAUGGUUUGCGGAAGGUUAAUAAGAGUUAUCCACUCCUUACAACCAAGGUUGAAGAAUCUGGUGAACAUAUAAUACUUGGUACAGGUGAACUUUAUUUGGAUUCAGUAUUACACGAUCUCCGCACGUUAUUCUCAGAAAUUGAGAUUAAAGUGAGCGAUCCUGUUGUAAAAUUCUGCGAAACAGUUGUCGAAACGUCAGCAAUUAGAUGUUACGCAGACACACCAAACAAAAAGAACAAAAUAACGAUCAUCGCUGAACCACUGGAGAAAGGAAUAAGUGAAGAUAUUGAGAAUAGACGCGUGGGCAUGUGGAUGACAAAUAAGGAAAGAGGAAAGUACUUCGAAGAGAAAUACGGUUGGGAUACACUCGCUAGUAGGAGUAUAUGGACAUUUGGACCAGAAGACAACGGACCGAAUGUACUGAUUGAUGAUACCCUUCCAUCUGAGGUUGACAAGAAGAUGCUGGGUAACGUGAAAGAGUCAAUUAAACAAGGUUUCCAAUGGGCAACACGUGAAGGACCACUAGCAGAUGAACCAUUGCGAGGUGUCAAAUUCAGAAUAAUGGAUGCGCAAAUAGCCCAAGAACCAAUAUACAGGGGUGGUGGACAAGUUAUUCCUACAUCUCGCCGUGUCUGUUACUCAUCCUUCCUCAUGGCUACACCUAGGCUAAUGGAACCUAUCUACUAUGUGGAGAUAAUAACGACGGCUGAAAGCGUGCCGACAGUCUACCAGAUAUUAGCAAGGAGGAGAGGACACGUCACAAAAGACGAGCCUAAAGCUGGUUCACCACUGUAUGUCGUAAAAGCACUCAUUCCUGCGAUCGACGCCAACGGAUUCGAAACUGACCUCAGAACUCAAACGGGCGGAACCUCAUUCUGCUUGCAGAUAUUUGAUCAUUGGGCUAUUGUUCCUGGUGAUCCAGUUGACAGCGGUAUACAACUCCGUUUACUCGAGCCUGCACCUGCUCAACAUCUAGCACGUGACUUCAUGCUCAAGAUCCGCAGAAGAAAGGGUCUGGGUGAUGGUCAAAACCUCAUGGCUAAGUAUCUCGACGAUGAAUUCGUUAUGGCUAUCGUCGCGGCUGGCAAAUCUGAUUUAUUGUUCUAAUUUAAUAGCAGAACUUUUGUUAUAUGAAAAAAGUAUGAAUUGUCCAUAAUUU
Molecule: messenger RNA, 3025 nt
Organism: Wallemia mellicola CBS 633.66
Lineage: Eukaryota; Fungi; Basidiomycota; Wallemiomycetes; Wallemiales; Wallemiaceae
Product: P-loop containing nucleoside triphosphate hydrolase protein
Exons: 8
Coding region: 7-2973 (988 amino acids)
Biological process (GO): mRNA splicing, via spliceosome
Cellular component (GO): cytosol; U2-type catalytic step 2 spliceosome; U4/U6 x U5 tri-snRNP complex
Molecular function (GO): U5 snRNA binding; GTPase activity; GTP binding
Source: RefSeq, a predicted model, not a curated record